This is a messenger RNA of Trypanosoma rangeli, 627 nucleotides long. Its product is annotated as casein kinase 1. The transcript has a single exon. Gene Ontology annotation, cellular component: nucleus; cytoplasm. The annotation marks the transcript as partial. The record is from RefSeq and is a predicted model, not a curated record. Gene Ontology annotation, molecular function: protein serine/threonine kinase activity; ATP binding. Gene Ontology annotation, biological process: signal transduction; endocytosis; peptidyl-serine phosphorylation. NCBI's taxonomy places the organism in Eukaryota, Euglenozoa, Kinetoplastea, Trypanosomatida, Trypanosomatidae.
AUGAGCGUGGAGCUCCGUGUGGGCAACCGCUUCCGCAUCGGCCAGAAGAUUGGGGCGGGCUCGUUCGGCGAGAUCUUCCGCGGGACAAACAUUCAGACCGGCGAGCCCGUGGCCAUCAAGCUGGAGCAGGUGAAGACGCGGCACCCACAGCUCGCCUUCGAGGCCCGAUUCUACCGCAUCCUCAACGCUGGCGGCGGGGUCGUGGGCAUCCCCAACAUUUUGUUCUACGGCGUGGAGGGCGAGUUCAACGUGAUGGUGAUGGACCUGCUGGGGCCCUCACUCGAGGACCUGUUCAGCUUCUGCGACAGGAAACUCUCGCUGAAGACCACGCUGCUGCUGGCCGAGCAAAUGAUUGCGCGCAUCGAGUUCGUCCACAGCAAGAGCGUCAUCCACCGCGACAUUAAGCCUGACAACUUUCUGAUGGGCACCGGGAAGAAGGGGCACCACGUCUACAUUGUCGACUUUGGCCUCGCCAAGAGGUAUCGGGACCCCCGCACGCACCAGCACAUUCCGUACAAGGAGGGGAAGAGUCUGACUGGGACGGCGCGGUACUGCUCGAUCAACACGCACAUCGGCAUCGAGCAGAGCCGUCGUGACGACCUGGAAGGCAUCGGCUACGUUCUGAUG